Molecule: messenger RNA, 639 nt
Organism: Microthlaspi erraticum
Lineage: Eukaryota; Viridiplantae; Streptophyta; Magnoliopsida; Brassicales; Brassicaceae
Source: the annotation of a GenBank genome assembly
AUGACUUCCAAAGACUGUGGCUCUCACCACAGCCACUCCCGGCGCCGUAAGAUACUGCGCCGUAUAGUCUUCCCAAUUGUAGCAUUCAUCGCCCUGAUCCUUGUCGUAAUUUUCCUAACCUGGGCAAUCCUUCGACCAUCAAAGCCACGCUUCGUCCUCCUAGACGCCACGGUAUACUCCUUCAACGUCUCCGGCGAUCCACCGAACCUCCUCACUUCCAAUAUCCAGAUGACUCUCUCCUCUCGUAACCCUAACGACAAGAUCGGAAUCUACUACGACCGUCUCGACGUCUACGCUGCUUACCAGAGCCAACAGAUCACUUUUCCGACGUCCAUUCAGCCGACUUACCAAGGACACGAAGAAGUCAGCGUUUGGUCUCCGUUCGUCGGUGGAAACUCCGUCCCCAUCGCUCCGUACAACGCUCUGUCUCUUGAACAGUCAAGUGGGGGAAUCAGGUUGAUGGUUCACAUCGACGGGCGGGUUCGUUGGAAAGUCGGAGCUUUCACCACUGGGACAUAUCAUCUCUACGUUAGGUGUCCGGCGAUUAUCAGUUUCGGGGAUAGCCCCCGCGGUGGUGUUAUCGUCGGAGAUAACGCCGUAAAGUAUACGCUCACCAACGGUUGCAGUGUUUCUGUCUGA